Molecule: messenger RNA, 3850 nt
Organism: Scylla paramamosain (green mud crab)
Lineage: Eukaryota; Metazoa; Arthropoda; Malacostraca; Decapoda; Portunidae
Product: sphingomyelin phosphodiesterase-like
Exons: 13
Coding region: 718-3111 (797 amino acids)
Biological process (GO): sphingomyelin catabolic process; ceramide biosynthetic process
Cellular component (GO): lysosome
Molecular function (GO): acid sphingomyelin phosphodiesterase activity
Source: RefSeq, a predicted model, not a curated record
GCGGCAGGAGAGGCGCGCGGCUCAGAUCACUGGCCUCUCACUGGAGACACUGGCCUCUGUAGCCUUACGAACGCCAAACCUCCCCAGAGAAAAUACCUUGAGAGAUUUAAACCCACUGUGUGCCUACGACGAAGUUCCAUGAGUGAAAUGCGUGUGUGGGGCUUACAGAGAGAGAUUAGAGAAAGAGAGAGUGAUCAAGUGUUGUGGUGGAAGUAAGAGAAAGGGAAGAAAGUUAAAGAAAACGAGAGAGCGAGAGAGUGAGGGAGAAAGAGAUUCGAAGCCCGUUGCAAGUUCAAAGUUUGCAUGGAUCGAUCCACGUCUGUGUUACCCGUCAUCCACUUCCCGUCAAGCAUCCACGUGUGUGUGUGUGGAUGCGACUAGUGCGCGUGCGUGCGUGUGUGUGAUAUUUUAUCCAAUCCACCUACCUCGUGUGUGUGUGUGUGUGUGUGUGUGUGUGUGUGUGUGUGUAUGUGCGUGUAAAUGUACGUGUGUUUUUUUCGUACAUAGAAGAAAUCUCGUGUACGUUUUUUUUUAGACGCCAAGAAAAAGAAGAAGAAGAACUCCAAGGAGACAUAUCGAAAGACUGGCUCCCUCUCCUCAACCAGCCUACCAACACCACGCCCACUCAUCACCCCCACCCCCUGCCACUCCAACCCAGCAUCAGUUGUAUAAGAGGGUUGGGCAGGGCAGGAGGGAAGCAGUGAGGGUGGAGGCAGGAUGGUGUCAGGAGCUGUCUUGAAGAUCCUGUGCUUUCUCGCUGCUUCAGGUGGCUGGUUUGGCGGAAAUGGAAGAGGAUAUGUGAGUGGAGGAGGUGGAGGAGGAGGAGGAGGAGGAGGAGGAGGGAGAUGGGGGCGUGUGAGCGAAGCGCCCUUUGGAGGAAGAAGACUAGGGGAUGGAGGAGUCGUGGCGGGAGGAGCGCUGACCCCGUUUAGUGACCCUGACCUGGCGGCGCUGAGCAAUGACCUAGAGGUGUGGAUGGCUCAGCCCGAGGAAGGAGACUUGAGCCAAGCACCGCCACGCCUGCAGCAGAUUCUGAAUGCACUGAAAGACAACGGUACCUACACGCAAUUCUACGACCACCACCUCCCCGACCACAGCCCGCACCACAGCCCCAAAAGCAACCACAACAACAACAACAGCCCCAGUAAGGAGAGCAACCAUAGAAAACGACAGACGCAAGCGGAGGAUCACAUCAACACGGCGCAGGAGAUCGGGGCGGUGGACAGAAUCUUUCAAGGGGAGUCAAUCUGUGGCGCUUGCUCCCUCCUGGCGAAGCUGGUGGUGGGGUACCUAAGACUUGGAGCCCCUGUUGAUUUCAUGGCCAAUGUACUAGUCAAGAUAUGCUACGUGGUUGCUUAUAAAUCGCUUCCUGUCUGCAGAGGGAUUAUUUUCCAGGAUAAGGACAGGCUGGCGUGGAUAGCUAGGAACUCGGAAAUCAACGGAGAGGAAGUCUGUGCCAUGCUGCUGGGGGACAGGGGAUGUGGGAGUUUUGAGAGGAGGCAGUGGAAUGUACACCUCCCACCCCCACCUUCCCCUCCUCCCCGCAAGAGACCUCACAGGCGCCCCCACCACAGACGCAGCCUCCAACCCCAACCAGCUCUUGUGUCUUCGUCUUCUGUUCGUUUUGAUGAUCUUGGGAUGUAUGUGGAUGAAGCAGACAGAACCACAACAGAUAUCCACCUCUCCUCCACCUCCUCUCCCUCCAGCACCUACAGCACUUCCACCUCAACCUCCUCCACCAUCACCACCACCUUAGAUGCCCCUUCUGCUCGACGCAUCUCCUCCUCCUCCUCUUCCUCCUCUUCCAACUCCCACACAUCCUCUGGUGGGAAGAAGAAGAAGGAUGUGUUGAAGGUUCUCCACCUAACUGAUCCACAUUAUGAUCCGGAGUAUGUGGCAGGAUCAAAUGCUGUGUGUGAGGCGCCGCUGUGUUGCAACAGAGAUAGUGGUACCCCCAGCAAGGAGGGGCACCGAGCUGGGAGAUGGGGGGACUACCGCAACUGUGACUCCCCCAAGUGGCUGAUUCAUCACAUGUUCCAGCACAUUGUGACCAACCACCCUGACAUUGACUAUGUGGUGUGUACUGGUGACCUCGUCCCACACCACAUCUGGAAGGUGAGCCGAGAAGGGAACCUGGCUGUGGUGAGGGAGAUGGCUGACCUGGUGAAGGGGUUCUUUCCCAACAUCCCCAUCUAUGGCUCUGUUGGCAACCACGAGAGCUUCCCCAGGGACAGCUUCCCCCCGCCAGAGGUAGAGGAGGUCUGGACGAAAUUUGGCUCCCAGUGGCUUUAUGACGCCCUUUCUGACAACUGGAGUAGACUAAUGGGACAGCCUGCGCCACCCUCAGCCAGAUACGGGGGCUUCUAUUCUGUCCUGGCCCGCCCUGGGUUUAGGAUAAUCUCCAUCAAUACUAACUACUGCUAUAGAUUGAAUUGGUGGGUGCUGUACAAGGAUGUGGACCCCGGCUUGAUGCUGAGCUGGCUGGUGCGGGAGCUGUCCAGGGCAGAGCAGAGAGGAGAACUGGUGCAUAUAAUUGGACACAUUCCGCCUCUUUAUAUUGACUGCUAUGCUCAGUGGGGACAUCAGUUUGAUAGAGUGGUGUCUAGGUUCUCCCACAUCAUCCGCGGGCAGUUUUAUGGCCACUCCCACAAGGAUGAUAUAAGGAUCCACUAUGACAUGGCGGAUCACUCCAGGGCAGUUGGUGUGGAGUACAUCACGCCGAACAAUGGUCCUUUUAGCAAUGUCAACCCUUCCUACAGGAUAUUCUAUAUUGACGGAGAUCAUGAGGAGACUACUAGGGAUGUGCUGGAUUAUGAGACUUGGGUGAUGAACCUGACACACGCUAAUGCCUUUGAUGCGCCGCACUGGUACCGCCUGUACACUGCAAGGAGGGACCUGCAGCUGCCCUCCCUCCACCCGCGCCACUGGGACCGGCUUACCAGGAGAAUGGUUGACCAGCCUCAGCUCUUGCACAAGUUUAGAAGGUACCAGGUGCAGGACAGUGAUGUGGAGCUGGCCAAGGGGUGCGACUUAGUGUGCAGACAGAAGAUUCUCUGUAACAUUGUGGACGGGAAUAGAGUGAAGCCCUCGCGGUGCCAUCCUCCUCCCUAGAGAUCCCUCCUGCGUCCUCUCCGGUACCUCCCCUUGUAUUUAUGUUAUGAUUUCCCUUUUUUUUUUUUUCUGUGUUCUUCUGUGGAUGGAAGUGGAGUUGAGUUUUGCAGGUGUUUUUGUUAUGUUCCUGUGUUGUGGUAUGUUCAUUAUUUCCUUGCCUUUUUCUUGCUCUUCCUUUGUGUUGUCUUAGCUCUCAUUGUCUGCUAUCUUUGUCUUACUUCUUACUUUACCCUUUCUUUUCUUCCUUGCUCUUCUAUAACCUUACUUUACCUCUUUCUGUUUUGUCUUCUUUCUUAUCUUCCCCUUCCUUUUCAUUCCUUCUCCUCCUGUCACCCAUUCACAUCCUAUCCUUCACCUCCAUUCUCUUUCAUACCUCAAGUAUUUUCCUCUUAUCCUUUUUCAGUCCUAUCUCCCUCCUCCUCCCUCUCUCCCUCUCCCUCUCCCUCUCCCUCUCACUCCUCUCAUUCACUCCCACCCUUUUUAUCUAGAACAAUAUAAGUUGUUCUGUGAAAGAUAAGAGAGAGAGAGAGAGAGAGAGAGAGAGAGAGAGAGAGAGAGAGAGAGAGAGAGAGAGAAAUAUUUGUUGUAAUAGUAACAAUAGUGGUAGUGGUAGUAGUAGUAGUAGUAGUAGUAGUAUUUUUUAUGUAAAAAAAUGUUUUUAUAUAAUUAUUUUGUUUUUUGUGUGUAGAUGUGUGUGUGUGUGUGUGUGUGUGUGUGUGUGUGUGUGUGUGAGAAAAGU